Messenger RNA from Macrosteles quadrilineatus (aster leafhopper), 1214 nucleotides. RefSeq names its product RNA-binding protein 7-like. Gene Ontology annotation, biological process: regulation of alternative mRNA splicing, via spliceosome. The record is from RefSeq and is a predicted model, not a curated record. The coding region runs from base 130 to 1068 and encodes 312 amino acids. Gene Ontology annotation, cellular component: nucleus. Gene Ontology annotation, molecular function: single-stranded RNA binding. Lineage: Eukaryota; Metazoa; Arthropoda; Insecta; Hemiptera; Cicadellidae. The transcript is spliced from 2 exons.
GUCCUGAUGAUGACAUUUAUCUAGAUAGGUUAGAAAUUUAUUUGUAAUAGUAAUGUUUCUAACAUUUUAAAACUUAAAUAAUUAGUAACAUUAUCUAGUUGCUAUUUUAUUAGCAAGUGUGAAAUAGUCAUGAUGAGAAUGGACAGAGAUGAGUCCGACGAGCGUACCCUAUGGUGUGGAAAUAUCUCUGACCAAGUAUCUGAUGAAGUCUUAUAUGAACUAUUUCUUCAGGCUGGUCCUUUGGAAAGUGUUCGAAGACCAAGAGAUCCAAAUGGACGACCCAAAUCGUUUGCAUUUAUUGUCUUUAAGCACGAAUGCUCUGUGCCUUAUGCUUUGGAACUGUUAAGAGGAGAGAAACUGUUUAACAGACCCUUAAACCUGUCUGGUCGUAGCAGACUGCAUCACAUUCCAGUGCUUGACACUCACAUAACAGAGUUCACUGAGCAAGAAGUCCAUCCUCCAAGAAUAGAAGAAAGGAAUCACAGAGAUAAAAGACGUUCAGAUAAGGAGAAAGAUAGCAAGGAACCUUCGUCAUGGGCUGAAGUGAACGCAUUGCGAGGACAAAGUUCACUCAACGGUCAUUCAAUGAGGAAUGAUCUACAAGGACGCUCUAGCCAAAGUAGAGAUUCAAGAAACUACUCAGAAACGCAGAAUGUUCCAGGUUUUGCCAACUAUGAACAGCUGCUCCAAUUGGGAAAUCAGAUGUUACCAAUGGGACUGGGAAUGCCUUCUUUUGCAGGAGGUUCCAUGGGUCCAAUGGGCCCAAUGAAUCUUAUGGGUAUGAUGAAUCCUAUGGGUAUGAAUCCUAUGGGUAUGAUGAGCCCUGGUAUGUACCCGAGUAUGCAGGAUAUGAGUGGAGGUAGACGUAACUCCCCAGAGAAGGACAGAAGAAAUGAUCAUUACGAAGAGAGAAGAAACAGAAGAGACCACCCCUACCAUGAUAAACGUCAUGAGAGUCAGCUUGAUAAUAGAUAUCAUGAUGAUCGCAGUCAUAGGCGUCAUGAUAGAGGUUACUCAUCCUCUAAAUCAUCACACGAACGUGAAAGGAGAGACAGAAGAAGCCGUUGAUUUCAAAUUUUAAUGACUAUUGGUAAAAAUAGUGUGUAAUGUUUUAACAUGAAGGAUUUAAAACGCAUCAUUUCCUCUGUUUGUGAAUAUAUUGAAAAUUUAUGUAUUUAGAGAUAUUAAAUUUUUCAGGAAUGUAAAUAGUAAAA